AUGAGACUGCUGGCUCUCGAGUACGGCGCCGAUAUGGUGUACACGCCCGAGCUCAUCGCGCACAAGCUCGCUCGGUGCGUGAGGGUUGAGAACGAACGUCUUGGCUGUGUCGACUUUAUGGACGAUGACUCGCUUGUGCUCCGCAUCGCGCCUGCUGAGCGCCACGCGGUUGUACUCCAGAUCGGGGCGGCCGACAAGGAUCUUGCUCUCCGUGCUGCUCGCCUGUGCGAGGCCGACAUCAAUGCCGUUGACCUCAACAUGGGCUGCCCCAAGCCGUUCUCGGUCAAGGGCGGCAUGGGCGCCGCUCUGCUCAAGACGCCUGAAAAGGCUGUGGAGAUUCUGACGACGCUCGUCAGCUCGCUCUCUAUCCCAGUCACCUGCAAGAUCCGCCUGCUCGAGGAUGACGAGUCAACCAUUGCCCUUGUCAAGCAGCUGGCGGCGACGGGCGUGUCAGCCAUCGGCGUCCACGGGCGGACUCGCGACAUGCGUCCGCGCGAGCCUGCGCUGUGGGCGAGGAUCAAGGCUGUUGCCGACGCUGUCGACGUGCCCAUCAUUGCCAACGGUGACUGCUUCAAGUUCGAGGACUUUGCCACUAUGACCGCCGCCACCGGUGCAGCGUCGAUCAUGGUUGCCCGUGGCGCCCAGUGGAACGUCUCGCUCUUCUCGCCCGACGGCAUGGUGCCGCCGGCCGAGGUUGCCGCCCGCUACACCCGCCUAGCCCUGCACUGGGGCAUGGCGCCGGGCAACGCCAAGUUUACGCUCAACGCCAUGACCACCUUUGGCAUGGGCCCAGCCAUUCAGGCGGCAAAGACGUGGGCUGACCUUGCCAGUAUGUUUAAGCUCGAAAACGAGUACGAGCUCCUCUGCACCGCCUCGGGCUCGGAGCACGCCAACUGGGUGCCGUCGUCGCGAACCCGUGCCAAGAUGGAGCGCAUCAAGCGGUCACGGGCGGAAAAAGCCCGCAACACCGCCAAGAAGCGCUCGGCCACAGACGCGGCCAGCAAGCGUCCAGCCGCAGAUGCCGCCGCCGGAGCCGGCCCGGCCAAAAAGGCGAAGCGGCUCGACGCGACAGCGUCGGCGUGA
Thecamonas trahens ATCC 50062 is the source of this 1083-nucleotide messenger RNA. RefSeq lists its product as uncharacterized. Gene Ontology annotation, biological process: tRNA dihydrouridine synthesis. Bases 1 to 1083 code for a protein of 360 amino acids. Gene Ontology annotation, molecular function: flavin adenine dinucleotide binding; tRNA dihydrouridine synthase activity. The transcript has a single exon. The record is from RefSeq and is a predicted model, not a curated record. Gene Ontology annotation, cellular component: cytoplasm. Lineage: Eukaryota; Apusomonadida; Apusomonadidae.